CAGUCCUCGCUCCCCAGCAAAGAAAGUAGCACUCACUAACCACUUCACUCCUCACUCCCCAGCAAAGAAACCUGCAGUGGCAAACCGGAGGGGAGGGGCUGGCGGCGGCGACGGGGCUGCGAGCGGAGGGUGACGCUGUGCGGCCUGCCGCAGAGACGACCCUCAGGAGUCGAUCGCGGUGUGGUGCCGACUAGAUUUGGCAGAGCGGCACACCAGCGAGAGGUUGAAGACAACUCCAGAGCCGAUCAUUGGGUGGUUCACACAGUUAUGAGGUAUCUCAAAAGAGAACCUAUUGAUUUCCUAUGUCUUGCGUUCUCAUAUGCUGCGAUUUCUAACGAGAGAACGAAGAGCACCUAGCUAGCUUGGUCAGUGGUCACAGGGACGUCGCCAUGGGAAAGAAGAGAAAGCAUGAGCACAACGGAAACACAAGCAUAACAAGAGAUGAGACGCCUCUGGAAGGGUCUUCGGUUGCCCUUCCUUCUUCCAUCUGUGACGUGCUAAUCCAGUUUAAAGACAUCAUACAGGUUAAAGUGAACACAGAUGAACGAGUACAAAGCCUUGAGAAAAAGGUUAAAAAGCUUCAGGAAAAGGUGAAAAGGAACAAAAGCGAGGAAGUUCACACGAAAGAGCGGAUAAACAAACAAAUUAAGGAAGAUCUAAAGACAGAGCUGAUAAGCGAGUUCAAGGAAGCUUUCAAGAGAGCUAAGGAAGAGCUGAAGUUAGAAUUCGGGCAAGAUAUACAAAAGCUUGAGGAAACUGUUGAGAACAAAAGUAAGCAAUAUUUCAGCGUGUUCAAGGAAGAUUUCAAGAAAGAGCUAGAAGAAGUGAAGGAAGAGCCCGAAUCAGGGAUCCAAAAACAGAUGCAAAAAGAAGUAUAUGCAAAAGUACAUCCUUGCAAUGAAUCUCGGUCUCUCAGGUCAGGGAGAUCAAAUUUUGAAACAUACCAAGUACAGGGAUAAAAUUAAGUAUACCUAAUGGCAGCCUGGGCGAUCGCCGAUGGUGGAACCGCGGAUGCGGAAGGCAGCAGCGGACGACUUUCCGGGCGAGCGGCUGGCGGAACCUUGGGAAGCAGCAGCGGACGGCGUCUUGGGCGACUAGCGGAACCAGCAGGCGGGCGAUUGGCGGAAGGCAGGACCGCAGGAGACGAGACGACGUCUGCUCGUGGAGGAAGCAGGCGAACCGGCGGCGUGUUAGCGAUCGAUGGGAUUCAGGAACACUCGAUAGAUACGUGAAUAAGCAGUUAGCAGGCCUCGUGGGCUGGAUUUUUAUUGCUGUCUAGUGUUUACGCUGCUUAGGCCUUGCCGCUGGAUUAAUGGCAAAGUGUGAUUAAAUAUGUAUACAUAAUACUACUAAUACCUAGUAAUUUGGGGGCCCCAAAUUUUUGGGGGCCUGUGCGAUCGCCCACCUUGGCCACCUCCAACGACGGGCCUGCCCGUGUUCUCUAUUACAGAAGGAUCCGUCCCUCUCCUCCGGAGCCGAACACCUCAUCCUCGCUCGCUUCUCGCCGGAGCCAAGGACAAACGCCACCAACCGCUCCUGUAAACUCCCCGCAGCCAUCAAUACCUACAACCUCCAGCGGAAGCAGCAGCCCUGCGAGAGGGGAAGUUUAAGACCAUGGUUCAUCCGAAGCUAUGCUCGACAUCGUCUGAUCUAGUAUUAUUUUCAUGUGGAUCCGGGCCUUGUUAGCAUUCAAAUUUCCUUCAUCUUGCACUGUUUGCCUUGAUCCAUCUCUUCAUCAGGUUGCCAAUAGCCCUAUUGAAGGCUCUUUUAACCGUGGUGGACUG
Triticum urartu is the source of this 1784-nucleotide messenger RNA. NCBI's taxonomy places the organism in Eukaryota, Viridiplantae, Streptophyta, Magnoliopsida, Poales, Poaceae. The record is from RefSeq and is a predicted model, not a curated record.